Molecule: messenger RNA, 1236 nt
Organism: Marchantia polymorpha subsp. ruderalis
Lineage: Eukaryota; Viridiplantae; Streptophyta; Marchantiopsida; Marchantiales; Marchantiaceae
Source: the annotation of a GenBank genome assembly
GCGGGGGCUCGCAUGCGGAGGGAAUGUCUGCGGUGCGAGAGAGGGCGACCGUUUUGGUUGCGACGCCUCGUCCCCUUCCUCUCCCUCGUUCCCUCGUUCCGUGUCGGAGGAUAAAACCUUUGGAGACAUGCCGUGCCCGCUGUGCAAGUCUAUUCUUGUCGUUGUACUCGGUGCCUCUCCCUCGCUUUUCCACUUCUCGCUGGUGCACCACUUUCUUGCUUGACCUGCCAGGCGGCGACUCAGUUGUGUCGCCUAGCUUGAAAGCGAUAGUUUGGUUCCGGUCAAUCUGAUCGUGGCAGAGAAGAGAGAGAGAGAAGGAUGAGGGAUGCGGAGAUGGAGACGGCGCAGGCUGCCGGAGGCGAGGUAGAAGGGGGGGAGCAGAAUGGAGGAUCGGCGGAGCACGUAGCAAAUGGUAGCCGGAGUAAGGCUGUGCACCAGGGCGUGAGCUUCAGCCACGUGAAGCCGCAUCUCGUUAUUCAAGCCCCUAAAGCUUCGGAGGCGAUCGUGUUCUAUAAAGCGGCCUUUGGAGCGGAAGAAGUGACCAAGACCCUCCAUGCCAAGCGGAAGGCUGAGCAAGAGCAGCCUCUUGUUCUGCAUGCACACCUCAAGUUUGGCGACGCCGAGAUUCUGAUUAUUGACGAAGCCGAGGAAAGUGGAAACACCGUGAAAUCUACAUCCUCGCUGAACGGCACAUCCAUGAUACUUCACAUGGAAACGUCCGAUGUCGAGACAGCCUUCUCUAGGGCCAUAGAGGCAGGUGCUACCGUGUCGGAGCAGAUAGCAGACCGACCUUGGGGGCAAAGAUGCGGGAAACUCGUGGAUCCGUAUGGCUUCGUAUGGAGCCUUGCAUCUCCUCUUGCCCCGGAGGAACCAUCCGUGAUUAUCACUGAAGAAGCCGUCGAGGCAGGACAGGCAGCCUAGAGGCUGUACAGAUCUGCUAGAGGAGAUUUCGAAGGCGAACCCCAUACUUUCGUGAUCCGUCGGAGACAGCCGAAGGAACUGACGUUAUGGUAUCCGUGAGACCCAAGACAGCAAUUUGACACGACCGGCUCGACACCCUCGCGCAUGAGUGCAUGUACCGUGUUGAGAGGCGCAGUGCGUGGAAGUCAGCACAAUGCUAGAAUAGUUCCGAGACGAGCACUUUCACGGCUGUAGAUCGUGGAGUGACUCGUUCUCCGUGGACCUGUGAACUUGGAAAGUCUUAUAAAAUUCACUUCGUUGUUUCGGUCUCGUGGA